Molecule: messenger RNA, 6614 nt
Organism: Myotis lucifugus (little brown bat)
Lineage: Eukaryota; Metazoa; Chordata; Mammalia; Chiroptera; Vespertilionidae
Gene: PDE3A
Product: phosphodiesterase 3A
Exons: 16
Coding region: 1-3000 (999 amino acids)
Biological process (GO): positive regulation of oocyte development; oocyte maturation
Cellular component (GO): cytosol
Molecular function (GO): 3',5'-cyclic-AMP phosphodiesterase activity
Source: RefSeq, a predicted model, not a curated record
AUGGGCUUGUACCUCCUGCGCGCCGGGGUGCGCCUGCCUCUGGCCGUCGCGCUGCUGGCCGCCUGCUGCGGGGGGGAAGCGCUCGUCCAGAUCGGGCUGGGCGUCGGGGAAGAUCACUUACUCUCGCUCCCCGCCGCGGGGGUGGUGCUCAGCUGCUUGGCCGCCGCGACAUGGCUGGUGCUGAGGCUGAGGCUGGGCGUCCUCAUGAUCGCCUUGACUAGCGCGGUCAGGGUCGUGUCCCUCAUUUCCUUGGAGAGGUUCAAGGUCGCCUGGAGACCUUACCUGGCGUACUUGGCCGGCGUGCUGGGGCUACUCCUGGCCAGGUACGCGGAGCAAAUCUUGCCGCAGUCCGCGGGAGCGGCCACGAGGGAGCAGCUUGCGCCCCAGCUGAUUGCUGGGACCAGAGAAGAGAUCCCGGUGUUCAAGAGGAGGAGGCGAUCCAGCUCCGUGGUGUCCGCCGAGAUGUCGGGCUGCGGCAGCAAGUCCCAUCGGAGGACGUCCCUGCCUUGCAUACCGAGGGAACAGCUCAUGGGGCAUUCAGAAUGGGACCACAAACGAGGGCCAAGAGGAUCACAGUCUUCAGGAACCAGCAUCACUGUGGACAUUGCCGUGAUGGGCGAGGCUCACGGCCUCAUUACCGACCUCCUGGCAGACCCUUCUCUGCCCCCCAAUGUGUGCACAUCCUUGCGGGCCGUGAGCAACCUGCUCAGCACCCAGCUCACCUUCCAGGCCAUUCACAAGCCCCGAGUGAAUCCUGUCGUUUCCUUCAGUGAAAACUAUACCUGUUCUGAUUCUGAAGAAAGCUCCGAAAAAGACAAGCUGGCUAUUCCCAAGCGCCUGAGAAGGAGCUUGCCCCCCGGUUUGUUGAGACGAGUUUCAUCGACUUGGACAACCACCACCUCAGCCACAGGUCUACCCACUUUGGAGCCGGCCCCAGUACGGCGGGAUCGCAGCGCCAGCAUCAAACUGCAUGAAGCACCUUUACCAAGUGCUGCUAGUUCCGAUUCUUGGAAUAACCCUGCGAUGAUGACCCUCACCAAAAGCAGAUCCUUCAGUUCGUCCUAUGCCGUUUCUGCAGCUAACUAUGUAAAGGCUAAAAAGCCAAGUCGCCCAGGUGCCCUCGCUAAAAUUUCACCUCUUUCAUCGCCCUGUUCCUCACCUCUCCAAGGGACUCCGGCCAGCAGUCCAGUCAGCAAAAUUCCUACAGUUCAGUUUCUAGAAUCUGCCGACACAACUGCCAAACCGGGCCUAGGUUCGCACAGGGCCUUAACUUACACUCAGAGUGCCCCUGACCUGUCUCCUCAGAUACUGACGCCACCUGUCAUAUGUAGCGGCUGUGGCAGGCCAUAUUCCCAAGGCAAUCCUGCUGACGGGCCCCUGGAGAGCAGUGGUACAGCCAUUCGGACACCAAGCAGAACGGAUGACACUGCUCAAGUUACCUCUGAUUAUGAAACUAAUAACAACAGUGACAGCAGUGAUAUUGUGCAGAAUGAAGAUGAAACCGAGUGCCCAGCAGAGCCGCUGAGGAAGGCUUCAGCUUGUAGCACCUACGCGCCUGAGACCAUGAUGUUCCUGGAUAAACCAAUUCUUGCUCCUGAACCUCUUGUCAUGGAUAACUUGGACUCAAUUAUGGAGCAACUAAAUACUUGGAAUUUUCCAAUUUUUGAUUUGGUGGAAAAAAUAGGAAGAAAAUGUGGCCGUAUUCUUAGUCAAGUAUCAUACAGACUGUUUGAAGACAUGGGCCUCUUUGAAGCUUUCAAAAUUCCAGUUAGGGAAUUUAUGAAUUACUUUCAUGCUUUGGAGAUUGGAUACAGGGAAAUUCCUUAUCAUAACAGAAUCCAUGCUACUGACGUCUUACAUGCUGUUUGGUAUCUUACUACACAACCUAUUCCUGGCCUCUCAACUGUGAUUAAUGAUCAUGGAUCAGCAAGUGAUUCAGAUUCUGACAGUGGAUUUACACAUGGACACAUGGGAUAUGUAUUCUCAAAAAUGUACAAUGUGCCAGACGAUAAAUAUGGAUGUCUGUCUGGAAAUAUUCCUGCCUUAGAGUUGAUGGCACUGUAUGUGGCUGCAGCCAUGCAUGACUAUGACCACCCAGGAAGGACUAACGCAUUCCUGGUUGCAACUAGUGCUCCUCAGGCGGUGCUCUACAAUGAUCGCUCAGUUCUGGAGAAUCAUCACGCAGCUGCUGCAUGGAACCUUUUCAUGUCCCGGCCAGAGUACAACUUCUUAGUUAACCUUGACCAUGUGGAAUUUAAGCAUUUCCGUUUCCUUGUCAUUGAAGCAAUUUUGGCCACUGACUUGAAGAAACACUUUGACUUUGUAGCCAAAUUUAAUGCCAAGGUAAACGAUGAGGUUGGAAUAGAUUGGACCAAUGAAAAUGAUCGUCUACUAGUUUGCCAAAUGUGUAUAAAGCUGGCUGAUAUCAAUGGGCCAGCUAAAUGUAAAGAGCUCCAUCUUCAGUGGACAGAGGGUAUUGUCAGUGAAUUUUAUGAACAGGGUGACGAAGAGGCCAGCCUUGGGUUACCAAUAAGCCCCUUCAUGGACCGUUCUGCUCCCCAGCUGGCCAACCUUCAGGAAUCCUUCAUCUCUCACAUUGUGGGUCCUCUGUGCAACUCCUAUGACUCAGCCGGACUGAUGCCAGGGAAAUGGGUGGAAGGCAGUGAUGAGUCAGGAGAUACCGAUGACCCAGAAGAAGAGGAGGAGGAAGAAGAAGCACCAAAUGAAGAGGAAACCUAUGAAAAUAGUGAAUCUCCAAGAAAGAAAACUUUCAAAAGGAGGAAAAUCUGCUGCCAAAUAACCCAGCACCUCGUGCAGAACCACACGAUGUGGAAGAAAGUCAUUGAAGAGGAGCAGCGGUUGGCGGGAAUCGAAAGCCAGUCCCCGGACCAGUCUCCCCAACAGCACUCCUCAGAACACAUCCAGGCCAUCAGGGAAGAAGAAGAAGAAAAGGGGAAGCCGAGAGAAGAGGAGACCCUCACCCCACAGCCAAACCAGUGACAGUGGAUAGAACGAGCUCUGCCUCGAAACCCAGUGACUUGUCACAGACUCUUUCCAAGCCAGCACAACACUUAGACACAACACUGUAGAAAUACGAGAAGAUGAGCAAAUGGCCAUUGCAUUUGGGGCGUCUUCGCAUUGUAUGUGUUUAUUUUUACAGUGAGGUACAAGGUUAAAAACUCUUGCUCAGAGAAGCUUUCACGUUGCAAUACCAGCUUCUAAAGAUUUUUUUUUUAAAGGAAGAAAUAUAUAUGUGUGUGUGUAUAUAAGCUCUCACAUAGAUACAUGUAAAAUAUAUUCACACACACACAACACACAUACACACUGAAAGCCAGAAGUACUGGCUCCACGUUUUAGUAACAUUCAUAUUAAGAUAUAUAGUGGUCACUGUGAUAUAAUAAAUCGUAAAAAGAAAAAAUAAAGGAAAACAAAGGAAAUGGUGAGGCUUAGCAGGGAACCGGGCAGUCAAUGUAGGUUACAACUAAGAAGCUUUUGCUCUUAGGAUUGAGGAAUGAACGUUCCAGAGAAUUAUUUGAAUUCUUGUACACCCUACCAACAUUGUGUGUGUGUGUGUGUGUGUGUGUGUGUGUGUGUGUGUGUGUCUGUUAGAGAGAGAGAGAACUGAUGGGGUGUUUGUGGGUAUGGAUGUUAAUGUGUCUGUAAAGAGAGAUUUUUGUGGUUAGUAAUUUAUAGAAUUCCACCAGCAGAUGACUCAACACAUGUGAACAAACGGAGGGAAGUUCGCUUUGGAGUGUCUUUGAGAGGCAGCCAUUCCCAAUGCCUUCCUCCAUUUAGCUUCAAUAAAGGUCCCUCUGCAGAGGGAGGGGUGUUCACGGGCUGGGUGAGAGGGCCACGUGAUGGGUACUGCUGCUAAACACCGCUUGGAGGCUCUUCAUCACCAGCCUUAAACGUGGAAGACUGAGGCAUUUUCCAAUCUACUGGCCUAAUGCAUGUGUCAGGGCUGUUUGUCGGCGAGUAUGCUUUUCACUCACCUAAGAUCAAAUCACUAUUAAGGGGAUGGCAUUCUUUAUGCAUAAACACCUAGGAAUAAGCUAGAGUCCAGUCUUUUCAUCAGGUGAGAAUUCUAAAAGGUUUUCCAGAGAAGACCUGGGAAUUGCUCUUCACGGUGAUCCCCAUGUCUUAAUCUGCUACAAACUGUGCCUGGUAGAAAACAGAAAAAGAAAGGAAGGCAAACAGAAACCAUGUGAGAGAUGAAUGGGGAGACUUUCAAACUAGGGUUUGGUAUUGGCUGACACAGGGAAAGCCCGAUUCCCGGCAGCUGUUGAAGAUUGGCUUUUGGGUGGCAAAGGGCCCACUGACCCACCCUGUGGUGGUAUUCCACACGCUGUGUGAUGGGGUAGCUUCUAUCUGCAAUCUGGCCCAUUGUCACGCUGCUUUUGGCAGGGAAGAGUAUGGAAGGGUUUGGGGGGACUGGGCCUAUUAUUGAAAGUCUUUUUUUUUUGGUUUAUUUGUUUAUCUACACUUGUUUAUGCUGUGAGCCAAACCUCUAUUUAAAAAGUUGAUACUCACUUUCAAUAUUUUAUUUCAUAUUAUUAUAUUUGUCAUGAAUAGUUAUCUUGAUGUAAAUAUAAAGAUUUUUUUGUUUCUGUAGAUAGUAAACUUUUUUUAAAAAACAAAAGGGAAAAUGAAACAUUUUUAUAAAGUUACAUUUUAAUCACCAUUUUUAUACAUUGAAGCUAUCUCCAAGCCCAGUAAGAGAGUGAUGAUUCAUUUGCAUGGAGGUCUUUGGGCAGCCACUCUUCUACCUACUCUAAUAUAAAUGAUCAUCUGAUACAGUUAUUUUGUGCCAAUUAAAUGAGGAUGCUGCAAGAAUGUUUUUUCACCAGUAACUUUUGCUAACUUUUGGGUAGCGUUUGGGUCCAUGACUCCCAAGGGAAAGACUUUUUAAACAACACCGAAUGCUUAUCAUUGGUGUCCAUUUCUUCCCAACACCUUUUGGGUGUAACUCUUCCUUCAGUACGAUAGACAGACCUGCUCGUCAUCUAAGAAAGCUCCUAAGUAAGUCUUGAUUGUGAUUUUUACUUUUUAUUUCCUCUGAAGUCAUAGGAAAGAGCGUUUACAUUAAACAUGCCUUUGUUUCUCAUAAAUGAUUAUCUUUCCCUUCCAAAACAAUGAUUUUACAGUAAUUCACGACAUUUGUCAAACAAGGCAAAGAUAAUACAAUAAAAAAUAACAUGGUUUCAAGGCAGAUUUCCCAAUAAGUAUGAAAAUAUUGAAAGGAUGAAAUUAGUAUGAAAAUAUUAAAAGGAUGAAAUUGUUGCCGACUCUAAAUAAUGAGGAUAUUUGCUUUUUUUGUCUUCAUUAUUUAGGACUUACUGAGUUUUCCAUUUUCUUAGUAUUGCCUACGUGCCUUUAUGUUUGCAAAAGUUAUUUUGAGUCAGUACAUUUCCCCAAUGAACUUAACUAUUCUUCCCUUGCUAAUAAGAGAAAGGAAAAAGAAGGAUUUAGGCUCACAUACCGCUUAAGUCUAGUUCCUUCACCAAACUGAUCUUUUCCCCCUUCUCCAAAUGCCAUACUUUCUAAAAUAAAUAUAAGUCCAGGAAAGAUCUAGGUGUGGAGCAAGUAGAAUGGCAGGAGAACAGAUGUGAGUCUGUAACCUUAUAUGAGCAGCUUCGUCCAAGCAGCUUGACCCCAAGCAAAGGCCAGAGUACAGGCCUCAGUGAACGGCCUGUUUUGUUUGUUUUGUUUUAAAGCACAUGAAGGAAUGAUGGCCAAAGCAGUUGGAACCUCUUCAUUCCAGAGUUGUGUUUAUCAGUCUAAGCAGACUGAUCAUUUUCCUUCAAAAAUAAAUUAUCCAGAUAUUAAAGCAGGAAGUCAAUUGAAAUGAAGGAACAGAGAUUCAUCAAGUAUGUGUCCCUUUCAUACACACCCAGUACAUCCCCAAGGAUGCCUAGGGACAUAGAAAGUCAUUUCUGCUCGUGAAGUUCUCCCCCCUCCUUGAUGACAGCAAUAUUAUUGCGUUCACUUCCAACUGCGGAGAUUCAUUCCUUGAAGUGUAUUUGUUCAAUUUGUUACAUUUUUAUAGGAGUCUAUUUAUAGGUGCCAUUAGGUAAACUCAGGUCUUUCAAAUGAAGGAAUUUCUGGCCCAUUUAGGGGAAAAGAGAAUUGUAUAGGCAGCCAUGAAACCAAUGGUAGAAAAGGUUGGAACGAACGACCUUGAUGCUAGUGGUGGUUCUCCAUGGAGGAAAAGACCAGGUGUAAUACGAGUGAUAUCAAUGUCUUUCCAGCCAUCUAAGCCAACUUUUAAAAUAGUUUCUUUGGUGAAAACACCACUUUAAGGUGUUUUUCAAGUGUAAUUUUUUUCUCAUUUAUAUCACACCUGGUUUUGUUCUCAGCAGAAGAUGAAGACAGUAGAAGCUCUGUACAGGGAUAUAUCUAUUGGUCUUCAUCUGACAAGGAAUUUUUUCAUAUUAUGUUUAAGAAAAUAUCCACUUUAUAAAAACAGAAUAUCCAAUUUUGUCCAGUCCAUUUUGAUGGAAUUCAGAACAAGUUCCAAUCGUUGCAAUCCCAGUAAAACUGAAGAAAAGGGGUUGCAUGUCGUGUAGACUGUUCAUAUUACAUGUAUGUAUUGCGAUUUCCUCGUGUCCCCUGCC